AACCCCUGUGGAUGCUUUCCCUCGAUACAGGAGCGCAACGAGACGGAUUGCGAUCAUUUCCUUUCAUUCCAUUCCAUCGUAGAAGGCUUAGACGAGCAGGAGGCCGACCACCAUUCCAAGAACACCAGAAGCAUCUUAAUCUCAUACACAAGAUAUCGAAGGAGAAGGACAGAACUAGAGUACAACCUGAUCAAUCAUUUUCACACGCAUUAAGAAUAUACCAUCAUGUCAGAAUUCAUGUCUUCCACGCCGAGCUUAAAAUUCUAUGACAAAUCCGAAGCCAGCCACAGAUGGUUCGAUUCGCCCCAACAUUACGUCGACGAGUUGGGUGGGCCAAAAGGUUUUGUUAUYGAAAAGAUACUGAUCGCAAACAACGGAGUGGGCGCCGUCAAAGCGAUUCGCUCCAUGAGGAAAUGGAGUUAUGAGGUCUUCGGAAAYGAGCGCGCCAUUAAGUUUGUGGUUAUGGCUACCCCAGAGGAUAUGCGGUGAGUGCGAAAAAUCUGAAUGYGUCAAUGGAGAGGGUGAAAACAUUAUGGAUUGUUUUGUUGAAGUGUUUCUGUUCAGUUGUAAGUGGUAGUCCUGUCUCUCACACAUCCUUUCGAUAUUCCCUCUCAGUGCGAACGCGGAAUACAUUCGUAUGGGAGACGUCAUCAUUGAUGUUCCUGGUGGAUCGAACAAUCACAACUACGCUAAUGUGACGCUAAUUGUUGAAUUAGCUCGCCUUCAUGGUGUCCAGGCUGUUUGGGCCGGAUGGGGACACGCCUCGGAAAACCCUCUCCUACCCAAUUCCCUCGCCAGCAGCACYCCACCCAUCAAAUUCAUCGGUCCUGCCGGUCCGCCGAUGCAGGCUUUAGGGGACAAGAUUGGGUCGACCAUUAUCGCCCAAACUGCGGGUGUUCCUUGUAUUGGUUGGAACGGAGAUGAAGUCAGAGCAGAGUAUGACCGAAAUACGGGAAGYCUUCCCGAUCUUGCCUACGAACAGGGAACUAUUCAUUCCGCGACAGAAGCGAGUGAGGCCGCAACCCGAAUUGGUUUUCCUGUUAUGAUUAAGGCUAGUGAGGGUGGUGGUGGAAAGGGAAUUCGAAUGGUUCACAAAGCUGAGGAUGUUGCGAACGCCUACCGCCAAGUUUGUGGAGAAGUCCCUGGRUCUCCCAUUUUCAUCAUGAAACUUUCCACGAACAGUAGGCACUUAGAGGUCCAACUGCUAGCGGACGAAUACGGAAAUGCUGUUGCACUGAACGGUCGUGAUUGUUCUGUCCAAAGACGUCAUCAAAAAAUCAUCGAAGAAGGUCCUCCAGUAUCGGCCAAGCCCCACGUAUGGAAGGAGAUGGAAGAUGCCGCGGUUGCCCUCGCUAAGGCUGUUGGAUACGCCAAUGCUGGAACUGUAGAAUAUUUGUAUUCGGAGGACGACGCCAAAUUUUACUUUCUUGAACUGAACCCUCGUCUUCAGGUUGAGCAUCCUGUCACGGAAAUGAUUACCAACGUGAAUCUCCCCGCUGCUCAAUUGCAGGUGGCCAUGGGAAUUCCUCUCGACCUUAUCCCGGAAAUUAGAACGCUGUACGGUAGAAGCCGAUUUGAGGAUAACCCUUCCUCACCAGAGGCUCGCAUUGACUUUGCUAGUGCAGAACGACAACCUGCUAACGGCCACUGCAUUGCUGUGCGAAUUACGGCCGAAAAUGCCGAGGCGGGAUUCAAACCCACCAGUGGAGGCAUUCAAGAGCUCAACUUCAGAUCUACUCCAAGCGUUUGGGGUUACUUUUCAAUGGAUUCGAGUGGAAGCAUUCAUGAAUUUGCCGACUCUCAGUUUGGUCACUUGUUUGCCAAUGGUGUCGAUCGGGAACAAGCCAGAAGAAACAUGGUUCUGGCCCUGAAAGAACUCUCCAUUCGGGGAGACAUUUCAACGACAGUUGAUUACAUUUCGCGUUUGAUUGAACUUGAAGACUUUAUCGACAAUAAUAUUGAUACGGCUUGGUUGGAUGGUAUCAUCAAAGAAAACGUUGACGGGAUUGCGAAUCUGGUAGAUGAAAAUUCGGGUCAAAAUGCGACAUCAGGUAGAUCUAGUUUGAAACGCAAUACUCUAUCUGURACCGAUUUGACAAGCGAAUGCUCUCACUUGUACGUGGUUUUGGGAGCGACGAUUGUAGGCUACGAAAAUUGCCGCGAAGACGAGUCAACUUUUCUGGAACUGAUGUCGAAGGGGCAACUCCCAUCUCGAAGUCUCUUGAAGAUGUCUCAUUCGGUUGAACUAAUUCUCAACGGAACCAAAUACAAAAUGACGUGCACGCGYAAGGGACAAAACUCCUUCAAGAUCGAACUUGCUGAGGAUUGCAGAUCUAACAUGGGUGGAAGUUUUGUGAUGACKACUGUUCGUUCUUUGAGCGACGGUGGGUACUUGAUACAGAUUGGUGGCCAAUCUCACGUUGCUUAUCUGACGAGUAGGGGCGAUGCAGCAACUGGAAUGAAAUUGAAUGUUGCCGGUUCCAGUAUUGCCUUUUCACCUGAUUACGAUCCUACCUCUCUGCGAACUGACGUUGCAGGAAAAUUGGUGAAACGACUCGUCCCAGAUGGCACCCGUGUCAAGAAGGGAGAGGCAUACGCCGAAAUCGAAGUAAUGAAAAUGUUCAUGCCUCUGAAGGUCGAAGAAGCAGGUGUUGUCGAAUGGAAGGCUAAUGAAGGUGCUGCCUUGAGUCCUGGUUCUUUGUUGGCGACCUUGGAGUUAGACAAUCCCGAAAACGUUGCAACGACCACAGUUUUCCAAGGAAGCCUUCGUGUUGAAGGAUGGGGAGAUUCAACGCGACCGGCCAAUGCCAAAAGACCUCAUUUGAUUUUGCGCGCUGCUAUGGAUGCACUGAACUGUGCUAUGUCGGGAUAUUCUCUGGGACAAGAUGAAGUUGACGAAGCGAUGGAAGAUUUGAUGAAGGCAGUAACUGAUCCGUCAUUACCUGUACUGGAAGUUGAUGAACAACUAUCAGUGUUGAGUGGCCGCAUCCCAGCAAAACUUUAUGGCAACAUAUCUUCUUUGAUUCGGGAUUUCGAUAGCACKAGUCGGUACGUUUUGGAAGUUCGUAUUGGUUUUAAUUUCCGUUUGCUUUUCUUUGCGGGGAACUGAAGUUGGCAUGAAUCUCACAGUUAUGAACUCUUCCCUCAUUUAGGUUCCCCGCUUCACAAGUUUUGUCGCUCUUGGAUGAAUWUGCAUCAUCUUUGAACGAUGCCUCUGCAAAGAGUGCAUUUGCGGCUUUGACGCAACAACUCAACGAUGCGACUACUCCUUACACAAGGAGCAAAAUAGAUGCCGUCCAAGGUGCCGAAAAAGCUCUGAAAUCCUUCAUUGACAUACUUCGCCAGUGGAUUUCUGUGGAGCGCUGGUUCUGCGAUGARCCAUCCUACGCAGACUCGGUUGAAAACAUCCGCAAAUUGCACAAGGAUGAUGCCACUACAAUAUUAAAUAUCUGCAGAUCACACGAACAAGUUCAAACUACAUCKUACAUCAUCACUCGCAUCAUGGACGCCAUUGAUGAUGGCUCACGUGCUGAGCGCAUUUCAAUCGUAGCAGGUGCAGAAAGCCUUCUCGAUGCAUUGCCUUCGAUCUCUGAAGUUGGUAUGAUGGGCCAACGAAGUGAAUACUCCCAAGUCGCGCUUCGAGCUCGAAAACUUCUCAUGCAGGAGAGUAUGCCUAAUCUUGAAUUAAGGAAACAAAGAGUAAGAGUUGCGGCUCAAAAACUCUCUAGUUCUGAUACCAAGGAAGCAGAUGAUCUCCUAGCUGAACAAACACCGCUACUCGAUGUCUUCUUUCCGCUUUUGAAAGAAGUGACUUCAUCCAACGAGGAGAUCGGACUCUUGGAACUAUAUGCGCGGUACUUAUACCGAUUUUACACUACUAAUGAAACUGAGAGAAGCAGCGAUGAACGAUUGGUCAAAUUUUCUUUCUUUAACAAAACCUCUGAGAGAGUUUUGCAUAAAAUGACUUCUGUUCCGAGUAUGACUGCUCUUUCAAGCGCUGUGAGCUCWUCUAAUCUCACAAGCCUUAGCGAUUCUACCGAGGGAGACAAGGAAAAGAAAGUCCUUAGUGUCAGUGGUUUGGAAAAGGUUCCAUCGAAUGUUGCGAGAACCGGUAUCUGCAAGAUUAUCGACUCUAUUGAUGAUAUUGACGACCCCUCAGUUUUCGAAGGAAUUUUGAAGAAUUUCCCUCAGUUUUCAUCAUCCGAAAGUGAAAAUGUUGGCCCUAUCAAUGUGCUCUACCUUAUUGUUUCAAAAACUGACGUGGAGAAYGACGAAAAGUCAUGCGAUUUGAUGUCUGGAAUUUGUCAGUCGAAGUUGUCACCGUACAAGGAUUUGUUAGAAAAAGCCAACAUUCGUCGAGUAACUGUGUCUUUCGACCAAGAAGCCACGGAYAAUAUUGGUGCMUCUCCUGCAACUUUCACGUAUCGUUCGCCUUUAUUUGAAGAAGAGUCUCUCAUUCGGGGGAUCGAUCCAAGCCACGCGAUCAACCUCGAUCUCGGUCGUGUCGCUUCCAACUUCUCCGUCAGAACAACAGGUGCACGCCAUACUUCGACGUCACAYGUCCACAUGUACGAGGCAACACCUCGCGCUUCGGCGCUUGCGAAUGAUAAGAGGGCCAACAAGAGCCCCCGCAUUUUUGUCCGUGCGUUGAGCUUCUCACUAGAUUUCUCUUCGAAUAGUUUCGAAAGGAUUCUUGUUGAUGCAUUGAAUGCACUGGACUUGUGCUCUGAAAACAGACGCGCGGAUAACCAUCUUUUUAUUAAUUUGGUAAGCGACUUCGAGAAAGUUGUUCUAGAUCCCGUUGUAGUCGAGCAAGUYGUCGUUGAUAUUCUCAAGCGACACGGGGACCGUGUAUCAAAUCUUGGAAUUGUCGAAGUUGAAACGAAGAUUCUCUGUUCCCUUAGUCGCGAUUCUUUGCCAAUUUCGUUACGACUUGUGGCUAGCAACCCGACGGGUUAUGUYCAUGUUUUGAGCACUUAUGUCGAGGCAGCCGACGAAACUGAUGGCGAUAGAGUCUUCAAACUUAUUGGAGGAACGAAGGCUACUCUUGCGGGAGCAGGAGAUAGCUCCUGGGAGGGUCUUCAUGUCGAUACUCCUUAUCCACUUACACGUCCAUUCGAUCACCAACGGCGAGCAGCGCUGAGAUCUUCCGAUACUCUUUACGCUUAUGAUCUACCCGCGCUUUUCGAAGCUGCCGUAGAAUCCGAAUGGAUCAAUGCCUCAAAGAUUGAAGGAGCYCAAGGCACUGACCGCCCUUUGAUGGUAAUGUACACAACUGAGCUUGUUGUUAAGAAUUCAAACCCAUCAKCUGCCCCCGAUGACUGGACGAUGGAUGAUUAUCUCAAYGGUGAUCUUGAACUUGUACAAGUAAACAGAGGUGCUGGUGCGAAUGAUGUUGGUAUGGUGGCAUGGCUCAUGGAAUUAAAAACUGUCGAAUACCCRAACGGACGUCAAGUUGUAUUGAUUGCAAAUGAUAUUACUCACAAAGCAGGUAGCUUCGGAACUCGUGAGGAUGUUGUGUUCAARCUUGCCUCAGAGUUUGCAAGAGAAAAGAGAAUCCCUCGCCUUUACGUUGCUGCUAAUUCAGGAGCCCGRAUUGGCGUUUCGGAAUCGGUUCGAAAGACUUUCAAAGUGGCAUUCAAGGAUGUAUCCAAGCCAGAGAAUGGCUUCGACUUCAUCUACGUCACUGAUGAUGAUUAUUCAGCCUUGACAGCAGGUGAUAAACCCUUGAUCAAAGCCGAACCUAUCACCUACGCCGGUCAAAGCGUUCAUCGUGUCACAGACAUUAUUGGAUCAGAACCCGACCUUGGAGUCGAGAACUUGAAGGGAUCAGGUCUUAUUGCAGGAGAAACCAGUUCCGCAUACAACGAUAUUUUUACGUUGACCAUAGUGCUUGGAAGAACAGUUGGUAUUGGCGCGUACCUAGUUCGCCUCGGACAACGUACGAUUCAGAAGACAACGGCAUCCCCUAUCAUUUUGACUGGCUAUCAAGCACUUAACAAAUUGAUGGGUGUUGAUGUYUACUCCACAAACGAUCAACUAGGAGGGCCGGGCAUUAUGUACUCAAAUGGUGUAUCGCAUCUCGCCGAAAGCGACCAUUUGCGCUCAGUUCAAGCCGCCAUUAAUUGGCUGUCUUAUGUGCCCUCACAGAGACGAGGUCUAUUGCCGAUCAMGGACAUAAGAGGUCUCGACGAGAUUGAGCGUCCGAUUUCCUUUAGCCCUGUUCCUGGAAUUCCUUACGAUCCUCGUUCUCUUCUCACAGGGGCUGAAGACGAUAAUGGAGUUUGGCAGAGUGGAUUUUUUGAUAAAGGAAGCUUCAAGGAAGCCCUUGCCGGUUGGGCGAAGUCGGUGGUCGUAGGACGYGCACGACUUGGUGGUAUCCCAAUGGGUGUUGUCAUUACUGAGAACCGAACAGCCGAAAAUAUCAAGCCUGCCGAUCCYGCCGAUGUAAAAGCCUCCGAGGCGGUUAUCCAAGAAGCUGGUUGCGUAUGGUUCCCGAAUAGCGCAUACAAGACUGCCCAAGCAAUCAACGACUUCAGAACAGAGGACUUGCCUCUUAUUGUCUUYGCCAACUGGCGUGGAUUCAGUGGUGGUCAACGUGACAUGUUUGAYGAAGUGUUGAAGUACGGAUCACUGAUUGUUGACGCAUUUGUUGCCUACGAACAACCUGUCUUCGUUUUCAUUCCUCCUUUUGCAGAGAUCCGCGGAGGAGCAUGGGUUGUGCUCGAYGCUUCCAUCAAUGCAUCAGUAAUGGAAAUGUACGCAUCAUCSGAGACUGCCAGAGGUGGUGUUCUCGAAGCAAAUGGUUUGGCUAGUGUCAAGUACCGAACUAAGGACUUGCUCAAGACUAUGCAUCGAUUGGACAAAACAUUGGUCGAUCUCGACAAACAGCUCACUUCAGAAGGUCUUUCAGAUACCGAAGUAGACAAUAUURAGAAAUCUAUCAAGAGCCGUGAAUGCGCGCUUCUUCCUGUCUAUGAGCAAAUUUCUGUUCAGUUCUGCGAGCUUCACGACACACCAGUUCGUAUGGAAGCAGUCGGUGUCAUUCGAAAACAAGUUGAAUGGAAAUCGUCAAGAUCCUUCUUCUACUGGCGUCUUCGAAGGAAACUUGCGGAAUUUGACCUACGAAAAAAGCUCAUCGAUGCGUCGGAAGUUGGCCGCGGUGUAGCCAGCCCUACUCCUCUGGAAGCCACCGAUAUGAUUAAGCAAUGGUUCUUGCAAUCCGAAGGUAUGGAURCUGCAAAAUGGGAAGACGACAAAGCAAUGCUAACUUGGAUGGGUAACAACCACGAGCUAUUGCAAUCGAAAGUAAUUAAUUUCACUCAGGAAUGCGUGAGUCAAGAGGUUAUGAAGGUAAUGACGGCUGGUGGCAACACUGCGAAGAUUGGCACAAGAGGAAUUGUCGAGGGCAUCAGUCGUGCGAUGAAUACCAUGACAGAAGAAGAAAAAGAAGCCUUCAAGGCAAUGUUGGGACAGACUCUACAACUAUAGUAAUUGUGAAUCGAAUAUGAAUUGAAUCAGUGUGAUUUUGAACCGUGGCUUCAUCAACAACAUACUUCUUGUACGCAGUAUCUGACUUGUUUUAUAGAAGAGAUAGUUUAGCAACGUGGUCUUCGUUAAGUUAAUUCAUUUUGAGAAAACAUUUUGWUCGAGCGAGAUGGAAUCAUAAGCAUUCACCAGCUUCCGGGGAGAAAACUUUAUAUUCACAUUCUUAUUGCGACACAAUCGAGAGAAAUUGCGAAUAACAUUAUCUUCCACUGUUUCCCUSUAGAAAGUAAGGAUUUGAUUCUACAGCUUGAUCGGCUCGCCCUUCUAACAUAUCAUCAGAUUUGAGGAGAGUUUGSCGGAGGGCUUCCAGUGUUUCUGGAUUCGGAGUUCCCCACAUUCCUCUUUGGGCCGCUUCUAGCAAGCGUUCCGAAACCCCUCGUAAUGCCCAAGGGUUGCUCUGUUCAUAGAAUUCUUGUGUUGACUCAUCAAGUGCAUACGAUUGAGCAAUUUGCUCAUACAUGAAGUCGCUGACCACCUCAGCGGUUGCAUCGAAUCCGAAAAGAUAAUCUACCGUGGCUGCCAUUUCGGAAGCUCCUUUGUACCCGUGUCGUUUAAUGCUUUCCAGCCAUUUAGGAUUGAUGACUCUUGUGCGGUAUACACGCAAGGUUUCUUCUUUUAUAUCUCUCACUUUGGGUGUGUCUGGAUCUUGGGUAUCUCCGAAAUAACCUUUUGGUUGUUUUCCCGACAAGGCUCUGAUUGUGGCAAUCAUACCGCCAUGAAAUUGGAAAUAGUCAUCACUGUCAAAAAUAUCGUGUUCCCGGUCGUCCUGAUUGUGAAUUGCAACUUCGACUGUUGUCAAACGAUGUGUAAAUUCUGAUUUGGCCUCUGUUCCCUCGAUCUCUUUGCUGCUAUAAGCAUAUCCUCCCCAAUUGAUGUAACAUUUUGCGAAGUCAGAUUCAUCUUCCCAAUUUUGUGCUUCGAUAAGAUCCAAAAUCCCAAUUCCUAUUUUUCAAACAGCAGGAAGAUGAACGAUAUGAGAUCUAUUCUUGUAUGGGACAGAAAACUCGGCCACAAAAUCAACCUUACCAUAGGCCCCUGGCGGGCAUCCAAAAAUACGAUAGCGGGCCGAACAUUCAUCCAUUUCUUCUUUAGACAUAUCUUCUAAAAAAUGUUUUCGAACAUAAUUUUGGUCCRGUGGCUCCUCAGCAUUGAUUGCWAGAUUGACUGCCUCGUCAAGUAGGGUUAUCAAAUGGGGAAAGGCAUCGCGAAAGAAACCACUAAUGCGCACAGUGACGUCAAUGCGCGGACGGAGGAGUUCGGCAAGCGGAAUUAGUUCUACACCGGUGACACGGUGAUUUUCUUGUUGCCAAAUAGGGCGCACACCGAGCAACGCAAAUAUCUGAGCUAUGUCAUCUCCAUGUGUCCUCAUUGCUGCGGUUCCCCAGACACUGAUUGCUACGUGCUCYGGAUACGCUGCUGUUUCUGCCAGGUAUCGAGAUAACACCUCUUUCGCCAASCCUUGCCCAACUUCCCAAGCCGCCAAGCUGGGAAGAGCUUGCGGAUCGCAGGCGUAGAAAUUACGCCCCGUGGGCAACAAAUGGGCCAUUCCCCGCGUGGGAGAUCCACUCGGUCCAGCAGGAACAAACCUACCAUUCAACGCGUCGAGGAGGUGCUUGAUUUCUUGCGUUGUACCCUGGAGGGAAGGAACGAGUGUCUCACAAACAAAAGUUAAUACUUCAUUGAGUUUUUGUAUUUCAGCAGAUACCGCCAUUCCAGGAAACGUUUGCCCUACAACGGAUGAGAUUUUUUCUGCGUCGAAGUUCUGCUGAUCCAGCAAAGCCAACAAGUGCUUCGCUAGCUCAUCGAUGGCCUGUACGGCGUCACCAGCAGUUGCAAGAGGCCGAUCUGCCAAACUGAUUAGAAUGCG
Molecule: messenger RNA, 9415 nt
Organism: Pseudo-nitzschia multistriata
Lineage: Eukaryota; Bacillariophyta; Bacillariophyceae; Bacillariales; Bacillariaceae
Source: the annotation of a GenBank genome assembly